AUGCUCCGCAUCUUGGAAAUUCGAUGUGACAAAGGCGUGCCUACUUUAGUGCAAGUUCGCUCACACCGCCUCUUUGGGCAAGUAACUGGCAUACAGUCAGUCCAAACACUUGCUUCACAAGUUGAUGGUCGUGAUCGUUUACUAGUUUCGUUCCGGGAUGCCAAACUAGCACUCAUGGAAUGGGACGAUGUUUAUGGUGAUCUCAACUCUAUUUCAAUCCACACCUUUGAGCGAGCGCCACAACUUGUUGACGGACUCCCACCUUCCUUUGUGCCGCGUUUAUUGGUUGAUCCAGCUAGUCGUUGUGCAGCGCUGCUCCUUCCUCAGGAUGCUUUAGCAAUCCUGCCCUUUGUGCAAGAGGCGUCCGAGCUGGGUGCAGAUGACCCUAGGGAUGCCGCGCUCCUCGAUCAGGCCCCGUACGCACCGUCAUUUAUCCUUUCAUUUUCAGAAGAUGUUGAUGCUUCUAUUCGUAAUGUGCGUGAUUGUGUGUUUCUGCCUGGUUUUCAAAAGCCCAUGCUGGCCGUAUUGUAUGAGCCUGAGCUCACAUGGACUGGAAGUCUUUCACGCGCAAGACUAACAACGCGCGUUUGUUUUAUCACACUCGAUCUCACUGUCACGAAAUACCCUGUUACUGUGACAAGCGAGGCACUCCCAUACGAUACAUUGUAUCUUGUGGCAUGUCCGGACUCGCUAGGCGGCGUGCUGGUUGUAACACCCUCAGCGCUCCUGCACCUGGAUCAGACAGCACGUCUUGUUGGAUUAAGUGUGAGCAGGUGGACUGAUUUCACGUCUUCAGAACUGAUGCUUCCCAAUGCGACGGCAACGCUCGGCGAUUGUGACUUGCAGUCAUCUGUUUUGACAUUUACCGAAGCAAAUGGUGGGCUGUUGGUUCUUCGUGACGGGCGCAUGCUGACGUUUCAAUGUGCUUUAGAAGGCCGCACUGUUACAUCCCUUUCAUUGAAUGUUGUGUUAGUCCCAGAACGACAAGGCGGCGCUUCGUUCGUCCAAGCUCUUCCUGAGCGGUUGAUUCUCUGUGCAUCGUUCCAGGACGACACGUAUUUAUAUGCGAUGAAUCUUCUCGAGGCACCAACGGAAAUAGCGGCAUCGACAGGUCCUGAUCAACAAUCCUUAGAACCUGAUGCUGACGUUGAUGCUGAUGCAUUGGACCUCUAUGGGGACUCUUUCAAGCCAGAUGUCGCGACUUCGAAACAAGCACAGCCAGCUGGCUUGGAUGUAUUGGAUGUCCUGCCCACUUUAGGCCCAUUGAAUGAUAUGACAUACGGAGUCGUUCGCAACGCACAUGGAAAAGCACACCCUCAUAUGGUGGCUACAAUGCAGCAUCAUCUCGCGGUCAUCGAGCCGCGACUCCGGUGUGAUGUUGUGCAGAACAUUGCACCAGCACACGCUAUUUGGACUGUCUCUAUAAAUGGUAAAUGGCUAUUGCUUACAGCUUGGGAUGAAGAGUGUUUGGUAUAUUCGCUUGAGUCUAAUUCAACGCACUUUUUGUCACAGCAUUUACAGCGGACGAUCGCUUGCGGCUCUACACAAGCAGGAGUUAUUCGCGUGACGUCCAAGCGCGCAGAAGUACUGGAUGAGCAUGGUCGGAUUAUGACAACGUUUGCCGAGUGUGACGCCAAUGCUUCCUACGGAGAUGCUAGUAUCCAAGACUCGUACGUCGCAUUAUGGUCCGAAUGUGGCCUCGUUACCGUAUGGCGCUACACUGGAAUAUGGACAUCUUUAUUCAAGGUCCCUUGCACGCACGCAGACAUAUGGAGUCAAAAGGAUGAUGCUGUCUGUGUAUUGGGCGAGGGUAUUCGCGACUGGCUCGUUUGCUAUACAGAUCAUGGGCAGCUCGCAUUGCACUCAUUGCCCGACGGCAAGUGUCGCUGGCAGAGCGAAUCCCUCAGUAUGCUGCCAUCAUGCCUUGAUCCAUUUGACACGCAAGUGCAUGGCACUGAUGUGCGUUUGGCUGUUGCCAGACUUAAGCUCUGCGUGUUAGGAGAUGUCCCUGUGCUUGUUGUGCAAUAUACCCAAGGUCAACUGGUCGUGUAUGAGGCGCGGAUCACAGGCGUGUCUUCUUCCUCUUCUCUCCCUCUGGUAUUUGCGCGAGUGGAUGCGUAUAUGCUUAGUUCGCCGUGUGAUUCAAUUGUACCACUCGAAAACAUGGGCAGCUGCCACCAUUGCAUAGCAGUGGCUGGUUCCCACUCCCUGAUUCUGGUCCGGGACCGCAAAUCACCUGUUCUAUUUCUUGAGACAGAUUUACCUGUGACAUCGUUUGGCUCACACACCAUGAUGUGGACGAGUACAGGAGUCCUAGAUGGGAAUGCGUGUUUACUGGCAUGGAACGAAUUGGCGUUUGACGCCUCCGUUCCAUACCUACGUUGGACCACCGGGCGAACAUACACCCACGUGGCGGUGCAUGAAGAGCUAGCUUGCUUUGUCGCUUCCUCCGAGCAGCCAACGCAAUUCGUUCUAUACAAUGACGAAGAGCAACCUGUUCGUGACCCAAAGCAAGAUCCAACGCGCACCUACGCAGCAUGCGGCGCUUUGGAGCUGCUCGUAAGGGUGGGAGAGCCCCCAGUACAUGGCUACGAAUUUAGUGCAUGUGAAACAGUGUCUGCGUUGCAUAUGGCGCCCAUGGAUUGUCUUGAUCGUGGCUCCGGCCGUCGCACUUUUGUGGUUGUGGGGACAACAGUCACAUAUGGAGAAGACCGUUCCUCAAAAGGGCACAUGUACGUGUUCGAUGUGGUCGAGUGUGUGCCGUCAGAAGGCAUGGCAGCUUCAGAUGCUUUGCGCCUUCAGCUCUUGUGCACAGAGGAAAUGCGAGCGCCUGUAACAGCACUUCAUGAUUUAAACGGCUUUCUCGUCGCAGCUGUAGGUCAAAAAUUGCUAAUCCGCUCUUGGGAAUACUGUGAAUGGCUCGUUACUGUGGCAUUUCUCGAUAUGGGCAUGUACACAACGAGCAUUCAGCGUGUCAAAAAUUUCUUACUUCUCACAGAUUACUACCAGAGUGCGUAUUUCGUCGCAUUCCAAGAAGACCCAGCACGCCUUGUCUUGCUCGGUCGAGACUAUAUUCCUACGUCCGUGACGUGCGGCGCCUUCUUGAUUGAUCGUGCAAGACUCUCUAUCGUUACGUGUGACAUGAAUGGCUGUUUACGCUUGAUGGACUAUCACCCAUCAAAUCCUACUAGUUUGGGUGGUCAACGUUUACUCGCCCGGUGUGAAUAUCACGCACCAGGCGAAGUCGUCCGCGCCCGCAUGUUGCACGGACCUUACCUUGCAACGUCAGGGGAAUGCCUUACGUCAGAAAUCGUGUUGGCCAAGCGCAAUGGCGCCGUUGAUGUACUUGUGCCGGUUACGGAAAAAAUCUUCCCUACUCUUCAGCUAUUUCAAAGCCAGCUUGUGCGUAUGGUACGACACACGGCAGGUUUGAAUCCGCGUGGAUUCCGGGCUGUAUUCAACCAGCACAUAUCGCGCCCAUUAGCGAAAGGUAUCUUGGAUGGCACCUUAUUACACACGGCGGAGAGCAUGUCUCGACCAAAGCUCACAAGUCUUGUGCGUGACCUUAGCACACGUACGGGCGGCGUCAUUGCAGACGACUUACUUCGCUGUCUUGUGCAUUUACAGUCUCAUUGGUAG
Molecule: messenger RNA, 3639 nt
Organism: Malassezia globosa CBS 7966
Lineage: Eukaryota; Fungi; Basidiomycota; Malasseziomycetes; Malasseziales; Malasseziaceae
Exons: 1
Coding region: 1-3639 (1212 amino acids)
Cellular component (GO): nucleus; mRNA cleavage and polyadenylation specificity factor complex
Molecular function (GO): protein binding; nucleic acid binding
Source: RefSeq, a predicted model, not a curated record